UCGGCUGUGCGGAGGGGCCCGUCCUGGUGUCCUCGCGCUCCCCCCGUCGCUGCGGCUGGCGCCAGCAUGAGCUGGGGAGAUGGGGCCGGCGCUAGGGCCCCCCUCUUCCUGCUGCUGCUGCUGCUCUACCCCGACGGCAGCUGCCUGCCGGGCCCCCGGGCGCGCCAGCAGGGCGGGGGCAGCGCCUCCCCCCGACCCCCGGGGCCGCCCGUCGUGCUGAUCCCAGGGGAUUUGGGUAACCAGUUGGAAGCCAAAUUGGACAAACCCACAGUGGUGCACUACCUUUGCUCCAAGAAGACAGACAGUUACUUUACGCUCUGGCUGAACUUAGAAUUGCUUCUGCCUGUCAUCAUUGACUGCUGGAUAGACAAUAUCAGGUUAAUAUACAAUCGAACAAGUAAGAUCACAGAGCCUCCAGAUGGAGUGGAUGUCAAAGUCCCAGGGUUUGGACAAACAUUUUCCUUGGAAUUUCUUGACCCUAGUAAAAGAAGUGUUGGCACUUACUUUUACACAUUGGUGCAGAGUCUGGUAGACUGGGGCUACCAGCGGGAUAAAGAUGUAAGAGGAGCUCCCUAUGAUUGGCGAAAGGCACCAAAUGAGAAUGGAGACUAUUUUGUGGCUCUUCGAAAGAUGAUUGAGUUGAUGUAUGAACAAAAUGGAGGUCCUGUGGUCUUAAUUGCCCACAGUAUGGGUAAUAUGUAUAGUCUAUAUUUCCUCAACCAUCAGACUCAGGAUUGGAAAGACAAGUACAUAAAGGACUACGUGUCACUGGGUGCUCCAUGGGGAGGAGUGGCUAAAACCCUUCGUGUGCUGGCUUCAGGUGACAACAACAGGAUACCUGUCAUCAGUUCACUUAAGAUCCGAGACCAGCAGAGAUCUGCAGUUUCAACCAAUUGGAUGCUCCCCUACAAUUACACGUGGCCUCCAGAUAAGAUCUUUGUAAGCACACCCACAGUUAACUACACUCUCCAGGAUUACCAAAAGUUCUAUAAGGACAUCAACUUUGAGGAUGGCUGGUUCAUGAGACAAGACACUGAGCCCUUGGUCUACCAGAUGAUACCACCUGGUGUGCGUUUGCACUGUCUCUUUGGCACUGGUGUAGAAACACCUGACUCAUUCUACUAUGAGGCCUUUCCUGAUAAAGAGCCCAAGAUCUAUUACAGCGAUGGUGAUGGUACAGUGAACUUGGAGAGUGCCUUACAAUGUCAAAAGUGGGUGGACAUGCAAAAGCAGGAAGUGAUACUGUUUGAGCUGUCAGGAAAUGAGCAUAUUGAGAUGCUGUCUAAUGCUACAACUAUUUCCUAUGUAAAAAAACUUCUUUUUGGUUUGUGACACCCAUGUGGACAGUGUUUUCUUGUUUUUUCUCCAUCACCUGUGAUGCCUUCCCUUAAGUGAGGGGGAAAUGCCUUUUGAUCCUUUGGUUUUAAAACACUUGGAUUAUUUAUUUGGUCUCUUUUCAGGCCGUGUUCAGAAAGCUGUUUGGUGUCCUUAAUGAUCACUUGUCUCUUGGAUUAGUGUUCAUAAUGCAUCAUAGUGUUUCACAUUCUAAAGGCUUGGUCAUAUGUGCAUUCUGGUGCUGCUAGACAAAUGUCCAGUGUUCAUACAGAAGUUCACUUGAACAUUUUUCACACCCUAUGUGCAAUAUGUGCAGCCUACACUGUUUCUUACUUGUGAUAUUUGGAGAGUUGGGGUGAUGGAAAGAAUUGCUUGCUGGUUACUGUCAGUUCUGUACUAAAGCAAUGGAGAGGUUGUGAAGGAUUUUUUGAAUACAGUAACUUUCCAAAAGGGUCACAAGUUCUGAAUCAUUGUCCAUAAAUAAGCUAGUAAAUAUGAAGGUCCAAGCAGGUGUUAUAAAUAGAUAUGGAGUUAAGAUAUUGCAGGACUUUGGUCAUAUACAACUUACCUGUUUCUUCAUUUGUACUGCUGCUGGAAAAGAGGGAAAGUGCAUUAAUUACCUGAAGU
Molecule: messenger RNA, 1962 nt
Organism: Malaclemys terrapin pileata
Lineage: Eukaryota; Metazoa; Chordata; Testudines; Emydidae
Gene: PLA2G15
Product: phospholipase A2 group XV
Exons: 6
Coding region: 67-1332 (421 amino acids)
Biological process (GO): ceramide metabolic process; phosphatidylcholine metabolic process
Cellular component (GO): lysosome
Source: RefSeq, a predicted model, not a curated record